This is a messenger RNA of Botrytis sinoallii, 834 nucleotides long. RefSeq lists its product as uncharacterized. The transcript has a single exon. Lineage: Eukaryota; Fungi; Ascomycota; Leotiomycetes; Helotiales; Sclerotiniaceae. The coding region runs from base 1 to 834 and encodes 277 amino acids. The record is from RefSeq and is a predicted model, not a curated record.
AUGGAAUUGUUACAUCGCAUGGAGCUCACCGACGAACAAAACACUCGUUCCUUUCAAAAGAAUGUUAAAUUCCCAUGGACAGCACAACCCGCACCAUCGUACAAGAUGCCCGCUUCCCUAUACGUCAACAAAGAAGCACGAUACAUUGGUCAAGAACUCUAUUCAAAGAGUCAUUUCCUAAUGUCUAUUCUCGAAACCGAGAAACCGGUUUAUUUUCGCGAGGACCUGGAUACUCUUCAUUUUUCGGAUUGGUUUACCUUCAAUACUUUCUGUGUACAAUUCGCAUUUGUGCAGACGAACGAGACAUCCAUCAGACUUGCGAUGAAAGCAAACCGUCGUGUCAUAAUUCCUGAUGAUGAGGAAGAUAUCCCGUUGCUUCUUCGAUGUGUCGUUUGCAGACAUAAUAAUCGGGGUUGGCAUCGUCCAAAUCCUUGCGUAAAAUGUCAAGACAUGAAUCCGAGAGAACGUCUAGAUGACUACAUCAAAAACGUUGCAGUUGGAACCGAAUCUUUUGGACUAUCCGAGAGAAUCAAUGCCGAAAAAUUCGCAGUCAAACAGACCCAAAGAAUGCAAAAACUACGAAUAAAGGCACUUGAAUACAUGGACUGGGGCUUCAAUCAGCUUGAUACUUUGGUUUUGGGAAUGGAUAGUCAUUUGGUCUCGGAUACGAUACAUUCAAGAAGACCUAAAUGGGUGGAAGACCGCUGGAAGUUCAAAGAGGAUAUCAUGAGAUACUUGAAAAAGAAGGCGUUUCAUGAGGUAGAAUUUUUGUCGAAGAAGGAAUUCAUUGAGAGGUUUGGAGAGUGGGAUCCUCAGAUUCAGCUUGGCUGGUAA